Tachysurus vachellii is the source of this 4194-nucleotide messenger RNA. RefSeq names its product interleukin-17 receptor C. The transcript is spliced from 16 exons. Gene Ontology annotation, molecular function: interleukin-17 receptor activity. Bases 392 to 2518 code for a protein of 708 amino acids. The record is from RefSeq and is a predicted model, not a curated record. NCBI's taxonomy places the organism in Eukaryota, Metazoa, Chordata, Actinopteri, Siluriformes, Bagridae.
UGGGAGUCAGAGUCCAUGAAGGCAAACGGCUUUGUAACUUAUACCUUAUUCUAAAUGUUUUAGACAGCAGACUUCUAGCAUUUUUUUUAUAUCGAAGGCGCUAUAUAUUUAAUUCUGAGCCAAAAUGUUUAUACACAUACCUUUAUAGUUUAUUUUUCUAGCCUUCCUUUGACAUUUCAGGAGCACUGAAGCUGUCAGACACCAGCGACACCACAUCAGUUUCAGGUAUCAACUGAAAUGUCAUGUGACAUGUCCUGUCCACUUGUAUGCGUGUCAUGACGUCGCUCUCAUCGGGGAGGUGAAGAAGAAAACAUGUAGACAUGUAGCUUGUGUUCCGCUGCUUAACACACUGUCUCAGCUACAGCUCUGUUAUCACCGGCGACUCGUCACGAUGCUGUUCACACUGCGUCUGAUGCUGGUCUUCUGGAGCACACUCAUUUACACACAAAGCCUCGAGCUCUUCGACUUCUCCAAGGACGAUGCGCUCACCUGCAGCCAGGGUCUUAUUGAUUGUAACAUAAAGCCAGGUGAUCUAUGUCUUUAUCCUGAUGACAGAGUUUUUGUGAGUGGUCUUUCUGCUGAUGCGCUCUUGUGCAUCAGUCUUCAAGGCUUAAUCCAUCCAUGCUUAAGAAUUGGGAUUAACAUUACAGCUGCAGGAGCCCAUGAGGAAGGAGCUCUGUCUGGAGAAGAUGGCUAUAAUGACAGUGAAAACAGGGCAAAGGAGCUUGGAAGUGGCCUGGAUUUACCUUUUUCCACAUCAAUGUCUGUUCAAGUGUGUUACCAGGGCCCAGACUUCUCAGGUUCAAAAGAGCUCACUUUCACACUGGCCUCCUUAGAUGACCAGGCAGCACAGAUGUGGAUGUCAUUGAUAGUAAUGCUGAGGAAAGCUGAUUUUGGCAGUUCAGUCACAGUCUUCUCUUCAAAAGUCAGCUUCACAAAACACAUCAAUGUGCCUGCAAUAGACAAAGUUUGUUCACAAGGUUUGGCCAUUGCACAGUGUAAAGUACCCAUUCUGUAUCCAGAAAUCAACCACAAAACAGGAAUGGCAGAACUACGUGUGGGAGAUCUAGCCAAUGAUGAAGUUCGUGACCUGAAGGCUUGCCAGAGGAUGGAGAAAGAUGGAACAUGUUCAAGUCUAGAUUGGAAGGAGAAUCCACUGAUGAUUCCAAUGAGCUCUGUCGCCCCCUGUCUCUGCUUUCAGAUUUGGUGGAUGCAUGGACCUCGAAAGACAUUUUGCCCAUUUCUUAACAAGACAGUUCUCUCUGUCUCUAAUGUAUCUGUGUCUGUGAUGGAGUCUUUGACUUACGAUAGUGGACCAGUUAGUAACAACACUGCACUUGUUUGGAACAUCACUGCCCCCUGCAGACUGGAGGCUGACAUUCAUCUCUGCAAGAAAACCUCAGGUUCCAACAAAGACUGCCAUGUAACAGAUGAUCUGAGGAACAGCAGGCAUCAUAUUCACAGGCAUCAGCCUCCAAAAUGGAUCUUUUGUAAUAAUACGCAGCACUGGCAAUUACAAGGCCAGUUUGCGCAAGUGGAAAGUCACCCUUCACUCUGUGUACAGAUAAAGAUUAUGGGAAUUGAAGGCCAUUUUGACCCUGUCUGCCCUUUUGAAACUUCCAGAACACACUGGAGUUUGUUUCUGUUGGUAUCUGUGCUUGUCAUGUGUCUGGCAGUUUUGGGAGCUUAUGUUCUCCAGGGAUUACUCAAAGCAGGUUGGAUAUUCAAAUGGCUAAAAAUGGAUAGCACCAGCAGUAGAGUAGGAAAUGGUCAGGUGGUGCUGCUGUACCCUCCGGAUGCUGACAGUGCUGUUGCAGUGCUGGUGUGUCAUCUAGGUUCAGCUCUCUCCUCGCUGGGAUUCGGCGUCUCUUUGGAGUUGUGGAGCCGCAAGGAGUUGAAUGCACUCGGCCCCGUCCCCUGGUUGCACUCACGUCUUCAUCGCAUGCAGUGCCAUGGUGGCAAAGUGGUGCUCGUGCUCACCCAUGCCGCUUGGGCACGAGCAGAGGAUUGGUCUCGAAGCAGGGGAGAGAAGACAGAGCGGCGAGAAAACUACUCUGAUGUUUUCGGUGCCUCACUCAGCUGCAUUCUUGCCGACUACCUGCAGGGCCGUGCCGGUGAACGCUUUGCCCUGGUGCAGUUUGAGACACAACCAGCUGAGCCCCCAAAUGAAAGGGGAUCCAUGCCUGAGCUUUUUCGUGGUCUUCCUCUUUUCAGUCUGCCCUCUCAGAGCUUGGGAUUUCUGACUGAGAUCACUCAUGGAGCUCAGAAAGGACAAAAAGAAAACAAAAGAGCUGAGAGUCGAAGAACAAGGGCCAGUGUUUUGAGAGCAGGUGCACGAAUCUUAGCAGGAACACUGCGAGAGCUAACAGGGGACGCAGGCUACAAGUUAACGGAGGUUUCUCAGGAUUGCAUAGGGUUGGAGAAGGAAGAUCCAUGGGUCACUAUACCUCUAACGCUAGAGCACUUGACUCCACCUGCUAGUCCUGAGUUACACAGUGACAACAGCACUGUCAAUUGAUUUCCUGUAAAUGAGUUGGAAAAAUCAUUGAAGUGCAUAAGACAUUGUUUUGUUUUAACUCUGAUGUACAGUUUAAAACUAAGCAAAUCAGUGUCCCACUGAUGAGUGAGCCAGGCCAUGAUUCAACUCAUUAGCAAUACAAUACAAGAGUUACUAUCAUGCAGAGUUUUGCAGCUUCUCCCUGUGUUUGUGUCUGUUUCCUCCAGGAUUUCCAGUUUCCUACCUCAGUUUCCAGUUGCCCCUAGGCAGUGUUGUAUAAAGUACUAGAAAGCAAUACUUGAGUAAAAGUACAAGUAUCGUACUAGAAAAAGACUUUGGUAGAAGUGAAAGUUACCUUUUAGAAUAUUACUCAAGUAAAAGUCUUAAAGUAUCUGAUAUAUACUGUAUUUAAGUAUCAAAAGUAAUUUUCUCAUAUUUAAUGUACUUAAGUAUUUGAAGUAAAAGUAAAAAGUUGUUGUUGUUUUUUUUAAUUGCAAGCAGUUAGAACUUUGAUUGUGAACUUUAUUGUAGCUUUCUUAUAGUAAAGCAUAAAGCAUAUUCAGGGUUCCCAUAUCUUCUUAAUCUCACUCAUCAAAUCAAAAUCACAGUCUUUUCCAGGACUUUUCAGGCACAAUUCUCUUAAGUUCACAGUACAAACAGCAUAUUUUUAGAGUUGACAUCAAAGAAAAAAACAGAAACAGAAAUUUCACUUUUGUAUGAACUUCAGGUAAAAAUGAAAAAUAAAUAAUAACUUAUUUCUUUAAAAAAAAAAAGACCUGCUGGUAGGGAGAACAUUUUGGUCAUGUGGUAUGAGCAUUUGUAGGCCUUACUCCCCAGGUCACCAUCUCACACACACACAGGCCACCUAUGUGCAGCAGAUACUAAUACGCCAUGUGUGUGUACUGUGAAGGAUGGCAUUCACCUUAUCCAGGGGGAAUCUGAAUCCCUCAUAACUCUGACCAUGGUAAAGCGAUCACCGAAGAUGAAUGAAAAAGUACCAUAUUUUUUAUACUCAGUACUGUAGGAAGAGGGGAUUAAAAUGCAAUUGUCAUUUGGUCACACGGUAGCUCUUGGGUGGUAUUUAGAGGAGUUCCUCGGUUCCUUCACCAGAUUGUACAGGUUGAAUAUCGCUACAUUCAAAUCUAACCAAACUAAAACUAGACAUGAAAUGGCCAAUGGAAAGACAGGUUUCUUUCUUUCUUUCUUUCAAAGAUAUUUCACAGAACAUCAUUGAUAUGGCUUGUACCUGUGAUGAGCUAUGCCGUAUUCAUCCAUCAGUAGGAUUUAACAAUUUAUGUUAAAUAAAAUAAAAAUUGCGAUUUACUAUGAAAUCAGGCAGGUUUGGCUCAACGGGACAUUGGUUGCUAAGCAGUAAACAGAGCACUAGGAUUAAACAUUCACACUGUUUUGAUGGCUCAUUUGUACUAUAAACCUUAAUUAAGACACUACCAGAAUAUAAUCUUCUGUGUAACAACAGACAGUCGUGAUACACAAAUUUCAUUUAUAUCAGACAGAGAAUAAAUGGUUUUUCUUUUUUUUGUAUGCUUUUCUUAUCUUAUCUGUCCUGUUUGUAAAUAGUAAUCCAGUUUGUAAUGGGUGUUGCAUUUGUGUGUCUGUCAAAUGUUUUGCUUGUGUUUUUUUUUUCCAGAUUACUCCAAAGUGCCUUCUGUUUACCUUAAAUAAAUAAAUGAAACAAA